Acinonyx jubatus (cheetah) is the source of this 1778-nucleotide messenger RNA. RefSeq names its product T cell-interacting, activating receptor on myeloid cells 1. The record is from RefSeq and is a predicted model, not a curated record. Lineage: Eukaryota; Metazoa; Chordata; Mammalia; Carnivora; Felidae. Gene Ontology annotation, cellular component: plasma membrane. The transcript has 6 exons. Bases 99 to 899 code for a protein of 266 amino acids.
CUCUGGAGUCGUGAGUGAGGUUGUGGCCGUCCCAGCUCCGCUCCCUUCCACGGGCUGCACAGCUGAAGACGCGGCUCUGGACAGGCUGGUUUGCUGCCAUGAUCCCUAGGCUACUCCCACUGCUCUGUCUCAGACUGUGCGCUGGCCAAGGAAGCAGAGGGACUGAUGAGCCCCUUCCCAAGCCCACCCUCAGGGCCUGGCCCAGCUGGGUGGUGCCUCCCAGAAGCAGUGUAAGGCUGCGAUGUCAAACCCCGACCAAGAAUGUCAACUUUGCUCUCAGGAAGGGAAACACUCUUUUGGAUUUUUCACGAUCACCGACUUCCAAGGAGGGCUUGGCUGAAUUUCACCUCACUGACCUAAGAAGCAGCCAUGCUGGAGACUACAGCUGUGAGUGCUACAGACCAGGGGCCCCGGACAUAAGAUCACCGCCCAGUGAGGUCAUCCUGCUGCUGGUGACAGGAGGUCUCCCUAAACCUUCCCUGCAAGCCCACCAAAGGGGUGUGGUGACCGCAGGAGACGACGUGACCCUGCAGUGCCAGAGGCCAGACAAUGUUUUCGGGCCCAUGAGGUUCGCCCUGCUGAAGGCGGGAGUGGCAGAGCCCAUCCGGCUCCGGACCCCAGCCGGCAAGGAGGCAGACUUCUCCCUGCAGACUGUGACAGUCGGUGACGCCGGGAACUACAGCUGUGUCUACUUCCAGACCAGGACUCCUUUCUGGGCCUCACAGCCUAGCGAUCGUCUCGAGAUCUGGGUGAGAGUCCCCCCAGGUGCCAUAUCGAGGGACUACACCACGGGCAACCUCAUCCGCCUGGGUCUGGCUGCCCUAGUUGUGGUUAUUAUGGGCGCUCUCUUGCUGGAAGCCUGGUGCAGCCAGAAGGAGUCUCCACGUGGAUCCAUGUAGAACAGCUGAGCACUUGUCUUGUUCAUGGGCUGGUCUGUACUACCCACAUGACCCAGGGCUUCCCAGGGAAUGACGAGUGCAGAUGGAGAGACCUGCCGAUCCUUAACAGUCCUGUGGAACCUACAUUCUUAGCUCUAUGAAGAACUACUGAAGGACGAGGCUUACCUCUUGCCAUAGCUUUGCCUGAGGCAGAGCACAGAAUGGAUCUUAAAGACACACUCAAAAAAAAUUGGAUGAUUUGAAAAAAAUACUUAAAACUUCAGAGUCUGGCUGGGUAGCACGUGCAGCUACCUCCAUAGGAACUGUGAUGCCAUUGAUAUUUAGGGAAAACACUGCUUCCGGCAUAUUAUCGACCCCCCUCCAUUCUCUAUUUUGUACUUCGGGACCAGCAAUUAGUCAAGUGUGAAACUUUUUUUAUUCUAUGUGUCUUUUCAAUUUUAUUUCAUAGAUUCUCCACAUUUUGCCUAAUUUUGGGAGGCUCCCUCUCAACUUCAUAGCAUCAAGUUGCUUCUGAGUUGUACCCAGGAUUUCUUUGUCGUCUGGUGCAGGUGUAAAAAGGUUAUCCACAAUAUUUUCACCUUCACAAUCUGUUGCUGUUUGUUCAUAAUCCUGUUCUUUGUCACAAAUACUCAUUCUUAUUUUAGAACUAUUGUCUCCUCUCUUAAAACCCAGGAGAUACGCUUAUAAAAAUCCAGUUCUGGGGUCACCUGGGUGGCUCCGGCAGGCGUCUUGACUGUUGACUGCGGUUCAGGUCAUGAUAUCAGGAUCAUAAGAUCAAGUCCCACACCGGGCUCUGCACUGAGCGUGUAGCCUGCUUAAGUUUCUCUCUUUGUCCCCCUCUGCCCAUCUCCCCCAUGUGCUUUCUCUCUUUUUCUCUCA